Messenger RNA from Scylla paramamosain (green mud crab), 318 nucleotides. RefSeq lists its product as uncharacterized. The coding region runs from base 1 to 318 and encodes 105 amino acids. NCBI's taxonomy places the organism in Eukaryota, Metazoa, Arthropoda, Malacostraca, Decapoda, Portunidae. The transcript has 4 exons. The record is from RefSeq and is a predicted model, not a curated record.
AUGAUUGGUGUAGUGUGGAUGUGUGAGUACGUCAAUCUUUCGUACCUACGCCUUUCCGUGAGGCGGCUGGAGCAGGAAAUCGCCGAGCCGUGCUGCAGAGAGGAAAGGAUGGCAGGUGGUGCCGCGGUGAACACUCCCAACACGUGCAGGAGGAAAGAAAGGAUGGCAGGUGGUGCCGCGGUGAACACUCCCAACACGUGCAGGAGGAAAGAAAGGAUGGCAGGUGGUGCCGCGGUGAACACUCCCAACACGUGCAGAAGGAAAAUGAGUACCUGCUUCAUUACAUCAUUUGCACUCUGUUUUGAAACUCUCUGUUAA